This is a messenger RNA of Funneliformis geosporum, 903 nucleotides long. The record is from the annotation of a GenBank genome assembly. NCBI's taxonomy places the organism in Eukaryota, Fungi, Glomeromycota, Glomeromycetes, Glomerales, Glomeraceae.
AUGAUAACAGUUGCUACUCGACCCGAUGGCAAAGACCAUAUAAUUGGAGAUGCUUGGAAAAAUACAGAGGGUAUGAUAAAUGUUGAAGUUGAGGACACCUUAGACAGAAAGAAAUGGAGGAAGCUCAAGCCAGAGAAUGGUCAUACCACUCCAGAUGAAAAAGAAGAACAGCUUAUAACAAAUUUAACAAAAUCAAAAUUUCUAUAUGCUCUAAAAUUAUUUUUUGAAAACCUACAAAAUAAAUUUUCAUCUCGAAUUUUAGUGGAUUCAUUAAAAACUAUAUUUGCAGAUUUUCAUGUUAUUGAAGAAGGACUUGUCGGCCUUAAGUCAAAUCUGCGUGAUGAUGAAACUUGGUUUAAAGAAAUAUUAAGAAGGGCUAAAGAUUUGCUGAAGACUAUUCUAAACAUUACACCAGGAAUCACAAAUAUUGUAGCACCCGGUUAUUCAGAAAGAGAGUGGAAUAAUUUUGUUGAUAAAACUAUGUUAGUUUUACAAACUUUAUUUGAUGAUGUAUCAAAUAAACUCGACAAGGCUUUAAGAAACACAGGAGGUUUUUUAAACGACCUUGCUGGAAAUGAACCACUCGCGUUACUGAAUAUGUUAUGGUUUGGAAUAUUGGAAGAUAAUGAUUCAAUAUCUCAUUUUACAAAAUCAUAUAAUAUUGAUCCUGAGAAUACCCAUAUUUUAUUUGCCAAAGCUAUCACUCAUUAUGAACUUCAAGAAUAUGAAAACGCACUAUUUGAUUUUAAUAAAUUGAUAAAAUUAGGUUUUUCAAAUAGUUAUUCGUAUUAUUAUAAAACUUACAUUAAAGAUAAUUUGCCGAAAAUUAUUUUUAAAUAUUUUGAUGAAGAAGAAUUCAAUAAUGGAAACAUUUUGGAUGAAAAUUUAAUGCAGUAUAUUUAG